Molecule: messenger RNA, 249 nt
Organism: Haemonchus placei
Lineage: Eukaryota; Metazoa; Nematoda; Chromadorea; Rhabditida; Trichostrongylidae
Source: the annotation of a GenBank genome assembly
AUGCUGGCCAAAUUCGGCAAUGUUAGUGGAAAGACUGGCUUGAGGCUGAAUCUUAUGAAAAUCAAAUACAAAGUGGUGUUCAUGAACAACGGAUUUGGGAUUAAUGCUUCCUUUACGCCAAAUGAAAAGAAUAUCUCUGAAGAAUCUAAGUACUUGUAUUUAGGUGGAGAAGGCAACGACAGGAAUCAAAGUUAUGGUGCGCCGGCGAUAUUACGCGAUAUCGUCAUGACCAUUGGACCACGGCUGUAA